Messenger RNA from Branchiostoma floridae (Florida lancelet), 2388 nucleotides. Its product is annotated as kelch-like protein 24. Gene Ontology annotation, molecular function: protein binding. Lineage: Eukaryota; Metazoa; Chordata; Leptocardii; Amphioxiformes; Branchiostomatidae. Bases 16 to 1695 code for a protein of 559 amino acids. The transcript has a single exon. The record is from RefSeq and is a predicted model, not a curated record.
UUUCUUUGUUCAGCAAUGGAUGUCAGACUCAGAUCUGAGGAGGACUUUUGUGCAGACGAGUUCUUUAACCGUUUGCAGCGGCUGAAGUCAGAAGGUCACCUGGUGGACGUGACCCUGUGUGCAGAAGGUAAGGAGAUCCCGUGUCACCGCCUGGUCCUGUCCGCCUGCUCCGACUACUUCCACGCCAUGUUCGGCGGAGCCCACAGCGAGAGUAAGAAGGACAGGAUAGAGAUAGGAGGGGUGACUGCAGAGGCACUACAGCUGUUAGUGGACUUCGCCUACCUGCCCAAGUUCAACAUCACCUCAGACAAUGUCCAUCAGCAACUUGAAGCAGCCAACAUGCUGCAGGUCAAGCCUGUGGAAGACGCUUGUGAGAAGUUUCUCAUCAACAACUUGAGUCCGGACACGUGUCUGGGAAUGUGGGCUUUCGCAGACAAGCUGUCGUGUGUGAAAUUAUCUGCCGUGGCGAGACGCCAUGCUCUUAAGAAUUUUGCAGAAGUGUGUAAGACUGAGGAGUUCCUUCAGCUGCCUGUCGACCUCCUGAAGGUUUACAUCUCAGAUCAGGGCCUACAAGUAAAGAAAGAGGAACGAGUGUUGGAUGCAGUCCUCCUUUGGGGAAGGCAUGCUUUUAAGCAACGGCAGAGACACCUAAAGGAACUGUUGGAGUGUGUUUGUUUCUCAUAUGUUGACCGGGACCACCUUAAGAACAUUGUAGAGUCAGACAAGAUGCUAGCUGGUGUUCCUGGAAUCAAGGAACUGAUCAAGGAUAGAUCUAGCCAUGGAAAGUCUCGCCGCAUUCAACAAGAAGACAUUCUCCUCAUUGGUGGAAACACAGGCGAUCGUUAUGAUACACCAGUUGUAAACUGUGACAUAUACAGACUUGACCUUCACUUUGAUACUCUAGACAAGGCUCCAUUGCCAGAGCUUCUUCAGAACAAGGAGGGGAGUGCAGCAUGUGUUCUAGACAAUGAUGUGAUAGUGACAGGAGGGUACAAAUCUAUGUCUAAAGUGUGGAGGUACAAGCCAUCUCUGAAUUCUUGGACCAGCUUGGCGUCUCUGAAGAAAGGAAGGAAAAAUCAUGGAAUGACGGUUCUUAACGGAGAGGUGUAUGUUGUUGGCGGUGAGAAUCGUGAGUUGCUACAUGAUGUUGAAGUGUACAGGGAGAAGACCAACAAGUGGACAAAGUUAGCACCACUGAUACAGGCUGUCAGCAGGUUUGGUAUAGCUGCCUGUUGUGAGAAGGUCUAUAUACUUGGUGGCGAAAGUUAUGAAGAGUAUGAUCGGUCCAGAGCAACCAACUCUGUUCAGUGCUACGAUUCCACCCAAAAGAUGUGGAAGUUCGCCACACCGUUGCCAAAUGCAUUAGCAGAUAUAAGAGCAUGCUCUGUCAAUUCUAGGAUCUAUUUGGUAGGUGGAGGGCUUUGGUCUUUAGACUCGGUCCUCUGCUACAAGCCACAGGAAGAUCUUUAUGAGAAGAUGGCUGAUAAGUUGGACCAGUGGAGUAACUGCAGUGUCACCGUGUGUGGUUCGGUGAUCUACAUCACCGGUGGCCGGAAGAAUGUUGUUUGGAACAAUGAAGUUGAACGCUUCUCUACCGUUCAGUGUUACGACACAGACAGUGACACCAUGGUCUUGGGUAAAGAUUUGCCAAUGCCACUGUGUGGACACCACAUUGUAACAGUGCCAAAGCAGUAGUAAGCUGGUAACACUUGUUUGUGAAUUUGAAUGAAGAAAGAAGGAAAGAGCUACAUAAAGGCUGUAAAAAGACAUUGGCAUUUUGAUAUUGGUUAACUUUUCUCACUGGACCAGCCAUAUUGGUGAUGGUGAGGAUUCAUUAUAUAUCGGUAUUGCUUUGUACUGUAACAGAUUUGUUAAGAGACUGUUAUAACCCAAGCUAGCACUAAAUGUAAGGAAAAUGUCAUUAGUCACAGCGGUUUUAUUUUUACAGAGAAAGUUUUUAGUUCUAGAAAAGAAUGGUAUUGACCAGUAAGCAAAGUGUAAGCUGUCAACAAUUUAGUCUGACCGCAAUGGGAAAGCUUUACCCAAUGCAGUUAUAUACCAGGCAGUUAUAUAGACUGUCCAUCUAGCCGUUGUUUGUUCUGUCAUGGGCUUUUGUAUUUAAAAAAAAUGUUCUAUAGUACAUGUAUCAUGUUUUGUCAGUUUCAUAGGGGUAGUGGUAUUGUUUUCAAUUGACAGCUUGAAACUUAGAACAGACCAGAACAUUACUGCAUUGAUAACAGCCAUUUGACUAUUUAUUGACACUAAUGUCCCUUUAUAAACAUAUACCAUAUAUUAACUUAUGUAGUGUUUGAAUAACAAAGCUGGUAGGAUAGUAAUUUGAUACAAAUGUACUAAUUUUUGCAGCUAAUAAAUAGAAAAUGUGUCUUA